UGCAUUUUCCCCUCGAUGACAUUUCCACCCCCAGGGGCUCGACUCUUGAAUUCACUCGAAAGAGAGAAGCCUGUGCGAAAAUUCUGCUCUCACAGAAACGUUGCAAGUCGACUGGCUAUUCGCGUGGUUUCGAACCAAUCGACUUUCAACUUUUCUGCGAGGGCAGCAUUUUCGUGUACGUUUCUAUUUCAGAUAUAAAUACCAGAAUCGAGCCCUAUAGAUUCUUUCCCGCGAAUAAACAUGGCGGACGUGCCUGCGGAUCGAUCGAGGUAUUCGAGGUUAUCGUUUCUCGCCGCGACGCUGACUGGCGAUCGUGACACCUCACCGUAUGUCUUAUCGCAAGGUGCGACGUGAGCACGAAGCCGGCGCGUGUUCGCCGAGACAUAUUUCUGACAUGCCAGAAUUAUGAAUAUAUUAGAGCGGGCUCGAGGACAGACGCGAAAAUGGCGAAGAUACGGUGGUCCCUGACGAAGGCGCCGAGCGUUCUUCGCCGUUUGUUUGUAUCGCGAUUGUACGAGGACUCGCGUGUGACGUUCGGAUGCCACUUGUUUCAAGGGUCUGCUUGAAGCAGCGGUGGUGGCGGCUGCAGAUCGUCUUCAAGUCUCUGUUCUACAACGACUUCUUGAAUUGGAGUUACGCUUGUGAUAUACUUAUGGAGCCCAUGUUCUGGUUUGUCGAGAACUUCACCUCCUUCUUGGGUCCGGUGUUCGUAGUGAUGGUGAGCCUGCUAACCAUCAGCAUCGUGUACAUUGCGUACUACGUGGGCCUGCCCUGGUGGUGGGAACGGAGUCCGUCGAUGACGAUAAUCUUACUGCUAGUCGGGAACUGGCUGCUGGUCAACGUCUGCUUUCACUAUUACAUGGGCGUGGCUGUGCCCGCAGGUAAUCCACCUCAAGGAGGCCUCAUCCCGGAGGCUGUGAGCAUCUGCAAGAAAUGCAUCAAGCCAAAGCCACCCAGAACGCAUCACUGUUCCGUCUGCAACAAGUGUAUCCUCAAGAUGGAUCAUCACUGUCCAUGGUUGAACAAUUGCGUCGGCCACUACAAUCAUCGGCACUUUUUCCUGUACAUGGUUUACACCGUAGUUGGCGUUACGUUCAUCAUGAUAUUCGGCGUGCGACUCGCCUAUGAGGAGUUCUUCCCUGAUGAAGAGCCGGAAUUGGACGGCCAUCCAGUACGUCUCAAUAAUUCAGAAAUUAUUCCAAUGACCGAGUCCUUGGACCACUUGAGUAAAGAGGAGCUGGCAGAGAUAGCAAGACAGGCGGCAGAAACUGAGGCCAAAGAAUGGCGACAAAGACUAAUAAUUUUCGCGGGUUUGAUCUGUAUUGCCACAUUCGCGGCCCUCGGUGCCCUAGCCUGGUGGCACGCGGGUCUUAUCACCCGGGGAGAGACGAGCAUCGAGGCGCACAUCAACAGCGCUGAAUCGAAGAAGUAUCGAGCUCAGAAUAAGUUUUAUCAGAAUCCGUACGACUUUGGGCCGAGGGAGAACUGGAGAUUGUUCUUAGGAACAAAAAAUAGGAACUGGUGGCAUAUCUUACUCCCAUCGAUCCAUGGCCCUUACGGCGACGGGCUUACGUGGCGAACUGUUCACGACAGCAAGAUCUCUUGAUUUUUGAAGCUUAAGUCUGUCAGUCCCACAGUCUAUAAUCCAUAUCUCCUCGCAAUUUCUCUAUUCUUACGUUCCAAUAUUCUAGUCAGAACCACAGAAUGUUCGACUGCAUUACUAUAGUUAAUUGAAGUGGCAUAUGUACAAUUAACCAUUUGCAAUUGUCUAAUUUUUCAGGAAGCAAUAAUUUGAGUAAACUUGUCUGAAAUUACAGAAUUGUUCUUACAUGGUCAAAUGAAUAUCACGUAAGUUGAGUAGAGAAAAAUUUGUACAUGCCAUAGUCUUAGUCUUUAAUUAAUUUGACUGACUAGUUACUUGAUAACUAAUUGUGUAAGACUUGAUUUUAGCCAAGUACAAUUUAAUAAAGGAUGUUUUUGGUACCUUUCGCAAAA
Molecule: messenger RNA, 1995 nt
Organism: Vollenhovia emeryi
Lineage: Eukaryota; Metazoa; Arthropoda; Insecta; Hymenoptera; Formicidae
Product: probable palmitoyltransferase ZDHHC16
Exons: 6
Coding region: 539-1606 (355 amino acids)
Biological process (GO): protein palmitoylation
Cellular component (GO): Golgi apparatus
Molecular function (GO): palmitoyltransferase activity
Source: RefSeq, a predicted model, not a curated record